This is a messenger RNA of Lingula anatina, 1689 nucleotides long. RefSeq lists its product as uncharacterized. Gene Ontology annotation, molecular function: protein serine/threonine kinase activity; ATP binding. The record is from RefSeq and is a predicted model, not a curated record. Gene Ontology annotation, cellular component: nucleus; cytoplasm. Lineage: Eukaryota; Metazoa; Brachiopoda; Lingulata; Lingulida; Lingulidae. Gene Ontology annotation, biological process: mitotic DNA damage checkpoint signaling; protein phosphorylation.
UUAAAUCAUAUUUGGAGCUUGAAAUAAAAAAAAAUUCUGGUAAAUAUUAAACAAAUGAUAUAGUAUAGUUUGAUUAAAAAUCACUAAGACAGACCUGACCAAUCCAUCUUAUCAUUGUGUGAACAUGACCAGAGUAAACAGAGUCUCUCCAGGUGUAUACACACACUGUGUGCUUAACAGGCAGGGAGAGGAAUUUUCAGCCAUGCCUUUUCCAAGUACUGGAUCUAUACCAGGCAUGAGUCACCUACACUGCUGUGAUGAAUACAUGUAACCACAGAGGCUUUUAUAUAUCUGGGUUGGUUUUGCUGUUCUCUUUGUAACUGCUGUGAUAUCAUCAUAUACACAUGGAGGAGGAUGUUAAAUCUUGUGAAAUUAAUAGACCGACAACUUUAGCAAUGUCCACCUGUGAAGAAAGAGGUACUCUCAGUGGGUUUGGAAAUCCACUCUGUACUCCUAGAGGGGAGGAAGACACAUCCCCUGGGCCAACAGGAGUGUCACCAGAGUUACAAGAACUGUCACCAAGGUCCCAAGAAAGACUAAGGCAGCUUAAAAUAGAUUUGUCACAAGGGAAAGCUAAACUUGAGUAUGACAAGAAUAACAAAGUCCGAGUGAAUUACUGUGAUGAUAAAUCUAGCCAAUUCAAAAUGAAAGAUAUUGGCAAAGUAUUAGAAACAGACCAGGAAAAUAAAGAAGAGGUGUUGAAUCGUGUAAUGCAGGUCAUCGAGUUCAUGAAAUCCCAAAAUGCACCACAGGGAGCGGCUUUCAACUCUGCAAAGACUAAACCACAGUAUGGAUACUAUGAAAAAGGGCAGCAUUAUACAAUGAACAUGGAUCAGAUUUUGGGAGGAGGAGUACAUGGGAAAGUUGUUAUGGUCUAUGAUGAAAAAACUAAAGAACAAUCAGCUUUUAAAAAGGUAAUGUUACUAGACUUCAGGGAAGAGGAGAUAAGAGCUUGGGUGGCUAUGGAAGAUAAUCCACAUUUUCCAGAGCUGUACAUGCUUAAAGUAGAGGGAGACAAAGUAUUAUUAUUUAUGGAACCCUUACAGCCAAAAAUUACUUUGACUGAAGUCAUAGACCAGUAUUUUUCCCAGCUUCAAAGACAAGGUCCAGCAGCCCAGUGGUCAUUUUCCAUCUUUGUGGUCAAAGGUCUACUUGAAGCCAUCCAAGCUCUUCAUGAAAAGGGAUACACACACAAUGAUCUUCACACUGGUAAUAUUCUCCUUGAAGACACCAAGUCUAGUAUGGAAGUCAAGGUUGUUGACCUUGGCCUUGCUGAGGUCAUUCCUAAUCCACUGACAGUGACCAGCAAGGCCAAGGUCACAGAUGACCUGUGGAACAUCCUGAGAACUUUCAUUGCACUUUGUGCUGGGUAUACAUUUGAAUCCACUUAUGACAUGACAAAACACUGGAGAGAUGCAUUACAUUAUGUUGAUGAAUCAUUUCGUAAAGAAUUUGAGGAAAUUGUUGCUUUUUGCAUUGAUGCUGCUUUAAACUUUGCUACGGAGCUUCCAGCUGGAAAACUACUUAAUAAAUUGAAUGAGGCUGGAGACAUUGCUGAAGACCUGAAAGAUUGCAUGAGUGUUUUGAAAGGUAUCUUCUUUAGUGAUGGUUUCAUGCCAAUUCACCCAGAUCAGACAGACAAGGUAAUUUUCACUACAUUAAUGUAAUAUAAAAAAUAAGAUAAGAAAA